AUGUACACCAAUCAAGAAUAUGUGAAUAUGAUGAUGGUACUUGGGUUCUAUGAAGAAAAUUGCAAUGAAGCAGCCCGGGUAUACUCAGCAAGAUUCGCUGACAUAACCCACCCAUCGCCGGGAGUUUUUAAAAGGAUGAUGGUCAGAGCUAGAGAGACUGGAUCUCUAAUUCCCACGGCAGGUCCUGACCUUGGUCGGCCUCCAGAGAUUGUACCCGAAGCCGAUGAGUUAAUCAUCCAGCUGAUUCAAGAAGAUCCAAUAAGAAGUACCAGAGGGAUUGCUCAGGAGCUUGGCAUGUCCCAGACAUCUAUAACCAGGCGAUUAAAGAAGGAGGAGUCCAAAAAUCUUGCAAAUUAA
Brassicogethes aeneus is the source of this 357-nucleotide messenger RNA. Lineage: Eukaryota; Metazoa; Arthropoda; Insecta; Coleoptera; Nitidulidae. The record is from the annotation of a GenBank genome assembly.